CCCUAGCUAUCAGGCUCUUUCCCGCUCUACUCCGUCGCGGUCGUCUUUGCGGGCGCCGCAUUCUGUGAUGCGGCGUAGGCAGCCUUCAGACAUGCCCGCAUCUCCUUCCCUGACACAACUCGACACAGACAUCAACACACACGAUACAUGUCGGCGUCAGGGGUGUUACCAAUGCACUUACCGAUCGCUCUGCAGAUCUCCUCAGCACGGCCCAGGAGCUGCACACAGGCAGUGACAAAGAACAAUGAUGGAUGCCGGCAGUGUCGGACGGCCCACCGCACCUGUUCUGCGCAUGUGGGGUUGAGCAGGCUGCCGGUGCCGUGCAGAAAGCAGAUGGACGAGCCCGAGGUGGCGAUGCCCACGUGCAUCUCGGUGCACUGACCGCUGCUCAGCCAACAAGCCUCCUCCUGACACACCGGGACCGAUCAGACAGCUGUAUGGGUGUUUAUAUGGAUCGUGGUGCUGACGCACUCACUGCGGCAGUGAGGUCCGACAGGUACACGACGUUCUGCGAGGUGUCACUGGGGACUUCCAUGCAGUACUGGACACAUACACAACAUACACACAUACUCCCAGGUCCCGCUGUCGCUCUUUAUGGAGUUUCACUCACCAGCGAUGUGGCUGUGACGAUGUCAGUCAUCUCAAGGCCUGGGGUAGCCACACACACACAUAAAAUGUGCGUGUGCGUGUGUCUUGCGCACCGACCAGCAUGUGCCGCUGCAAGCGAUAUGGCGUUGAAGCACGCACUCAGCACACCUGAUUGACCAUCAGACAUAUGCCUUGGGUGGAGAGAGGGCGGAGCAUGCGAAUGUGUGUGUACCUCCGUCGUCUUCGAGUACGAUGCAUGUGAUGUCGAUGACGCUCUUGGCGUACCGUUCCACCAGAAUGAUCGACUCAAACGCCUCACUCAACAUGCCCACCAGAUACCUCUCGCGCUCAGCCUGCCAGCCAGCCAGGCCGCCACACACCGUGUGUAUACCAUCCCAGUGUGUGACCGACUGACCAUGGAUGUGCGUGACGGCACGGCGAAGGGGGCGAACUUGAGGUCAAUGUUGACGGCCCCGCUGCUGGACGUCCUCGCCUGACGCAUCGACUGGCGAGGGCCAUACCUGUGUGACACACACACAUGCACACACAAACGAAGAGAUGCAUGGAGAGGGAGUGACGCUAUCUCCUUAGCGAAUGAGUCAAUGAAUGGCGUUGCAUCCUUACACAGCUGAGAGGGCUUUGGUCUUGCCGAUCUGGAAGAAAGCUGACCCGACGGCACUCGAUAUCGGCCCUGUCUGCAUCUCUGCAUCAAGCACACAGCAUCAGCAAACAGAUGGACACCCCGCGAUGGCUCAUUCCCUGCCUCUUACCGAUAUCUCUGACGUCUUCAUUGGUCCGUCCAUCGCUUCUCUCCGCUGCACCAAAUGACACAGUCGGUGCAGGCGGAACGUCUGGAGGCAGCGGGCGAUAGGUUGCGGCGUCCAUUUUGCGUUGGGAGUUCG
Vitrella brassicaformis is the source of this 1490-nucleotide messenger RNA. Lineage: Eukaryota; Vitrellaceae. The record is from the annotation of a GenBank genome assembly.